UUUCACCCUUGUAUUUAGUUGAUAUGUAUUAGGGCUUCCCCGCGGCCUGACGUCAUAUCGGGGAUGGGCCGAUCCAGCAUGAUACUCAUUGCCUAAAAGAGUCACAAUCGAUGGCCGGGAGAAAGGAGUUAAAACUUUCGUUGGAAGGUUAAGAGUUAUUUCAAUCAAUUCCUUUAGACGACGCGUAUACUACGACUGACAAGUCCGCAGCAUAUCCUGACCACAAUGGCUUUCGCUCGCAGAUUAGCUAUCCUCCCUGGAGGUCUAGGUGGCCUGGGUACCAGCAUAGGCAAGAAACUCAGAAAACAAGGCGCUCACCUCGCCAUCCUCUAUGCCCCCUUCGAAGCUGCCUGGCGAGAGGGGCUUCUCCGAUCCGGCUAUGGAGAAAUUUCCAGCGACGCAAUUCGUACCUAUGAAUGCGAUAUUACUUCCCCAUCAUCAGUCGACUCUGCCUUUGGCGCCCUGGAGCGGGAAAUGACCAGACCGUCUCCAACAACCCAGAGCGACGGGGCCUUGCCGAGCAUUCUCAUCAACACCGCCGGAUAUGUCUCGCUCAGUGACAUGGAGAAGACUCCACCAGAGGAGACCAUGAAACAUUUGACCACCAACGUCCUUGGCCCAAUGCUCUGCUCGCAGGCCUUUGCGCGACUCUACUUUGCCGCCUCUAAGCCUGCAGAAUCAUACCCGAAUCCGUUCUCCCCCGGCCGAAUUGUCAGCAUUGCAUCGCAAGCUGCGCAUGUGGCACUGCCGCGACAUGGGGCAUACUGCGCUUCCAAGGCUGCGUUGCUAGGAUUGACUCGCAGUAUGGCGUCAGAAUGGGGAGGACGAGGUAUCACUGCCAACUCCGUAUCACCGACGUCGGUGCGGGAGGCUUUUUUGAAGACUAUUCCCACCGGCAGGUUCGCGCUUCCUGAGGAGGUUGCGGAUGCUGUUGUCUUCCUUUGUCAGGAUUCGAGCGGCAUGGUUAAUGGUGCGGAUAUCAGAGUUGAUGGCGGCUUUACUAUCCAAUGAUCGCCUUGAAUAUCUCCCGUAUGCCUGAUCAUGCUAUUUUAAUGUGGUGAAUUAAUCUUUCGAGUUCUUAAUAUCUGAUUAUGAUGCUGGGCAUAGAGUGUAUCUUUAUGCCUUCCUCAAGUUAGAUCCUUAUCUACUGCUAUCAG
Aspergillus novofumigatus IBT 16806 is the source of this 1157-nucleotide messenger RNA. Its product is annotated as putative short-chain dehydrogenase/reductase. Lineage: Eukaryota; Fungi; Ascomycota; Eurotiomycetes; Eurotiales; Aspergillaceae. Gene Ontology annotation, molecular function: oxidoreductase activity, acting on the CH-OH group of donors, NAD or NADP as acceptor. Bases 226 to 1011 code for a protein of 261 amino acids. The transcript is spliced from 4 exons. The record is from RefSeq and is a predicted model, not a curated record.